Molecule: messenger RNA, 1260 nt
Organism: Symbiodinium pilosum
Lineage: Eukaryota; Dinophyceae; Suessiales; Symbiodiniaceae
Source: the annotation of a GenBank genome assembly
AUGACUGAAGAGCUGCUGGAGAAGGCACGGGCGCAGUUCCACCGUGGGGAUGUCGUUUUCCUCCACCACGUCGUGGCAGUUUGCUUCCCAGAGCUCUGCACAGUCAAAGCAGCCCGCAAAGCCCUACGCCAGGGCCAUGUGCUGGUGAAUGGCAGCGAAGAACGUAGCCAUGAUGCACUUGCGCCGCCACCAGGGAGUCAGCUGACAGCCUGCCUCGGAAGUGUGGAUGCCUUCAUUCCAGACGUGGAGGCUGUGCUGCGGACCUUCAACGCAAAAUCCGAUCGCUUGGAAGCUAGAAUCCGUUUGCUGCGGGAGAGUCGUGUUUCUGGCUGGGCCGUCGUGAACAAACCAGCAGGCCUUCACUGUCGGCCCUGUGGGUUCAAUGGAAAGCUUCUGACACUGGAGGACUACCUUCCGGCAGUGGUGGGGCCGCCUCUGGCUGGAAGUCAUUGCAAAGGUCCUCGAGCCUGCCAUCGCUUGGACUUCCGUGUUGCAGGCCCAGUGGUGGUCGCGACAAGCCAGGAAGCAAUGCGCAGCAUCAAAGCAGCGUUUGAGAACCGACGGGUGAAGAAAGAGUAUCGCGCGAUCGUCUGUGGCUGCCCUGCGCAGCCCGGAGAACGCUUGCAAAUCUCAGCUCCAGUCGAAGGAGAGGAGGCAACGACAGAGCUAGAAGUCCUUCAGGUUGUUCCCUGCCCUCAUUAUGGUAAUUUGUCAGAGCUUCGGCUUGUUCCCAUCACUGGGCGACAUCACCAGCUGCGACAGCACUGCGCAGAAACCCUGGGCACUCCAAUCGUCAACGAGGAGAAGCCGCUGUUCAACACAGCUGCGGGCGCAUGGCAGAAGCGAACUGGGAUUCCUUUGCCUCCCUACUUCUCGAGGGGCAGGGGCUGUUUGUUUCUACAGGCCACCCAGAUAAGUUUCCCAGAUCCUUGCAAAGACUCUGCAGAGCCUGCUGUCACAGUGCAAGUGCCAGUCUCCCAGCGCUUUGAGCGGCUGCUUCGAACAUCGGCGCGGGCUUUUCAGGAGGGCUGGCGCUCUUCAGGCGAUGGGCAGACCUAUCGAGCAGAUGCGUCUUCAAAAGAUUGCCCAUGUACAGUCCUGCCAUUGGAUGGCAGCGUGGGAAAGGGGGAUUCGAAAGGUGGAUAUUUAGAGUCAGCUGACGUGGAAAAGGCGACCAUCAUUCAUACAUUGAGAUUGAGAUGCGCUGCAGACAUUCUCCGUAUGGACCCGUUGAAGCUAACGUCCGGCAACCAUUGGUAG